Molecule: messenger RNA, 645 nt
Organism: Acaulospora morrowiae
Lineage: Eukaryota; Fungi; Glomeromycota; Glomeromycetes; Diversisporales; Acaulosporaceae
Source: the annotation of a GenBank genome assembly
AUGCUCCUAAAUCAGGUAGUCAGCUGUUUGGAGUGUUAUCAUUACCCCUCGGAAAAAGCACCGGAAAAAUAUACCUUGGAUUGCCCGUAUAAACCUCCUCGUCCAAGCUCCAUCAAGAGCGUGCCAGUCGUCAUGGAAUGGAGGGGCUGUAAGAAUUUUAUCACGGUAAAGCAACAGAAACUGGGAAAGGGACCAUUCUUCCGUUGGGAUAUAAACUACCUAGAAAAUGGCUCCCUAUUGUCUGACGAAACAAUGGCGAUAGGGCGUGGUGUGCUUUCGGUACUUAAGGGCACCGAGAAUGCGGCACACCUUGGUACUGCGUUAUAUUGGGAUAAUGAAGAGCAUGAUUUUUGGCUUCGGUGUCAUUUUCUUUUUGGGGUGACUCGAUAUCCAUUGAAAUCUCUAUUAUCAUUAAACAAGGGUGACUCAAAAUAUAACGAUGGUGAUUUUGACGUGAGCCUUGAUUUGGCGGAAGAAUGUAUAGUAGGUCGAGAGAAACAAGCAAGGUUUGACAAGGUUUUGAAAAUUGAUUUUAACGGCGAUGGGAAGAAAGACGUGAUCAUUGCUUCAGAGCAUUCGAGUUCAUAUUACGAUUAUAUUGAGUUAAAGUCCAAUAAAGACGUUUCCAUCCGCGGUGGAAUUUAG